AUGCAGCUUAUUCCGAAGGAGCUUGACAAGCUUACCAUCGCCCACCUAGGCUUCUUGGCACAGCGUCGUUUAGCACGUGGAGUGCGGCUCAACCAUGCAGAAGCUGUGGCCCUGAUAGCCUCAGUGCUACACGAGUUAAUCCGCGAUGGCCACUACUCCGUCGCCGAUCUAAUGUCCAUCGGCAAAACAAUGCUUGGCCGCCGGCACGUCCUCCCGUCCGUAUUGGCAACCCUCGUAGAGCUCCAAGUCGAGGGAACCUUCACCUCCGGUACCUACUUGGUAACCGUGCACCACCCGAUCAGUAGCGACGAGGGCGAUCUCGAGCGCGCCCUUUAUGGCAGUUUCCUGCCCGUCCCCGCGCCCGAGGCAUUCCCAGACCCGGACCCGGAGGAUUUCACGCCUGAGAAGAUGCCUGGCGCGGUUAUUCCUGCUAGAAACACGCGCGUGGAGUUGAGUUCUGGGAAGAGGCGCAUUAAGCUUAAGGUUAUGAGUAAAGGAGAUCGACCGAUUCAGGUGUGUACAUUGUAUUCAAUAUACGAGGCAGAAAGGGAAAAAGGAAAGCGACCUGAAGUAAGUGAUGCUAAUUGCAGUGUUAACUGCCAGGUCGGAUCGCAUUACCAUUUCAUUGAGACGAACCCGCAGCUGCACUUCGAUCGCUUGCAGUCGUACGGUUUCCGACUGGAUAUCCCCGCAGGCACGUCGAUUAGAUUCGAGCCCGGCGACACGAAAACGGUCACGCUUGUCGAGAUCGGUGGACACCGCGUCAUCCGCGGUGGAAAUUGGCUGGCGAAUGGGCCUUUGGAUAUGAGUCGCGCCGACGAGAUUACGACUAAGCUGCAGAUAGCUGGUUUUGCGCAUGUGCCGGAGCCGCAGGCGGAUAGUGCGCUUGUUGCUGGGUUCUCGAUGGAGCGCGAGGCGUACUCGCGCAUGUUUGGUCGAGAAGGACUUGACGAAUUACGGGGAUGA
Messenger RNA from Penicillium egyptiacum, 966 nucleotides. NCBI's taxonomy places the organism in Eukaryota, Fungi, Ascomycota, Eurotiomycetes, Eurotiales, Aspergillaceae. The record is from the annotation of a GenBank genome assembly.